Papaver somniferum (opium poppy) is the source of this 930-nucleotide messenger RNA. RefSeq lists its product as uncharacterized. The transcript has 2 exons. The record is from RefSeq and is a predicted model, not a curated record. Bases 1 to 930 code for a protein of 309 amino acids. Lineage: Eukaryota; Viridiplantae; Streptophyta; Magnoliopsida; Ranunculales; Papaveraceae.
AUGGCCAAAAAAUUAGAAAAGCUUAUGAGGGAUUUUUUAUGGAAUGAUAAUAAAGGCAAGAAAAAAGUUCAUCUUGUGAAAUGGCCUACACUUUACAGGAGAAAGAAAUUUGGAGGUUUGAGAAUUAAGAAUUUAAAGAAGAUGAAUUCAGCUCUUCUAGCAAAAACUAAAAACAAAAGUGUGGCAGAGACUUAUGUGGAAGACACCGCUUCUUGGAAUUUAAGUGUUCCUAGAAGAUUGAAUGUGGAUGCAAGAGGAGAGUUAGCAGAUUUGCAAAGAAGUCUCACUUCUGUCACUAUCAACAAAGAAAUGGAGGAUGUUAUCCAAUGGUCCAUUGGUCCUAAAGGUCAGUUUUCUGUUAAAUCUACCUAUGACUCUUUAAAAAAAAUGCCAGAGCAUGGUGGUCAAGUUCAGAUCUUUUCUUAUAUAUGGAAGCAGAAAUUCCCACCAAAAGUUAAAUUUUUCUUGUGUACUAUAGCUCAUAAUAGUCUUUCAACAAGAGAUAUGUUGCUCAGGAGAGGUAUGGAUGUUUCUAAAAGGUGUCUUUUCUAUGAUAAAGAUGAGACUGUCAAUCAUUUGUUCUUACACUGUAAGUUUGCUUCAAAAAUCUGGGAUCAUUUUAAGGAGAAGCUGAAGUUGCAUUUCACAAUGCCAGACGAUUUUUUUCCUUUCUUAUUCUCUUGGAAUAUUGUCAUACCUUCAAAUAAGCAGUUUCAAAUUUGGUGCAUGGUAUCUGUGGAUAUUGUCUGGAGCAUCUGGCUGGAAAGAAACUCUAGAGUUUUUACAGAGAAAAUGAACUAUGAGAUUACAGUGCAACAGAAGAUCAAGCAUUUGCUUUUUACAUGGUGUUCGGUCUUUCAAAAUCUGGAGAACCCAACCUUUCAAGAUUUUAUGACCAGUUGGCCAAGAAUUUACUUUGAUUACCUGUAA